AUGCAGGGAGACGCCUCGUCUGCCUUCAUGGGCGGACGCGUGAGGAGCACCAGUCUCUCCUUCGACCGCAGCAGUGCCGGCGGUGGCAGCAAGCCCGGCGUCCCGUCACCACCGCUGGUCAACCCGGCACCACAGUACGUCGCCAUCUCAGCGGCCACACAGCUCAUAUCAGCUUCACACGGCGUCAACCCGCUCGAGCCAAAGGAAGGAAGACCGGGCAAUGCCAUUGUUACGCCGCCCUCGCUCGUCCUCGUCAACGGGUUCCUCGACCAUGUCCUAUUCAACAUCCUGCUAGCAGCCAAAUCCACAAGGCUGGCAGCCAUCAGACCAGCCGUUUCAGACGUGCUCAAGCCCCGGCUGGCCCGCGCCGUUGUCUCGGUCGCGGACGAGGAGCUGAGCGAGUACAUGGGCACCAGCGACGAGGAGGAGCUGACCGGCUACAGAGGAGACUGCCAGGACGAUCCCACGACAACGGGACACUUCGAGCUCGAGCGGUCGUGGAAGCUGACCCGGCUGCGAUGCAUGGUCUACGCCCGGCUCGGAGACAUGGAGGAAGACGACGAGGAAGAGUACCUACAGCGCGAGGGGCUGAACGAGUCUAACGGCCGGCCGUACUUCAUGAACCAGGGGGGUCUACUCUCGCCCGCAGCGGCCAUCUUCCUCACCUCGAUACUAGAGUACAUCGCGGAGAACAUACUGGUUAUCGCCGGCGAAAACGCCAGCACCCGGCUCGGCUUCUCAGACGAGAACGACGAGCGUAAGUACCAGGGCGGCACACUGGUUGUCGACGAUGUCGAUGUCGAGAAGGUCGCUCUCAACCCGACCCUGGGCCGGCUCUGGCGCACCUGGAGGAAGACCAUGAGGGCGCCUGCUCUCUCGCGGACGCUGUCUCGAGAGUCCCUGGUCCGCCGUGGCUGCUCGUCCCGGACCAGCACGCACAGCAGCGUCGGCACCUUCGACACGUUUGACACCUUCAACGGCUUCUCCUUUGGCCGCAAGAUAUCCUCCUCCGCCGGCGAUCAGCACGUUUCAGAAACCGCCGAUGACGCCGUUAGUGUCAACCCGGCGGAGAUUCCACUCCCUCUUAGCGAGUAUGACAUUGAUGAAAUUGAGAUACCCGGUUUCAGCGCCCAGCUCGCCGUCGCCCUGCCCGCUCGUUCCAUGCGACCCAGGAGCCUGUUCAUCUCCAGUUCGGAUGUCAGAAGCACCUCGCCGCGGGUCAGGGCGUCGCAGCCGGCUCGUUCUAGCACCAAAAGGGCCCAUACCCGUUCCCACUCGCUGCCUCAGUCUAUCUAUAUUACAAAGUCCACCUCCCCGUCUCCGACCCGGACCAGACGCUCUGCCUCGUCUGCUGCAGACUCUAGGGAAGACAACCACGAGAUGCUCGAGAGCAUGCCAGAGGCAGAGGAACCCGAGACCGAGAGCAAAAAGGCCGCCGUUGUUGUUGCUGCUGUACCAGAUGAGCAGCAGGCUGCUCCUGACUCGACAUCCAUCUACUCUAGCUACAAGGCCUCUUCUUCCUCUUCCUCCUCUUCUCCUGACCAGCACUCAAUGCAGCCAGACGUCUCUCCUCCCAGCAGCGAGACGGGCGAUGACAACAGCGUCGUCUCGUCCAUACACACCAUACCCGAAACCUCGCGGAUGGAAAACGCAGCAUACUACUCCUCUUCAUCCCUUACCGACGAUGACCUACAGCCUUCUCGCAAGGCUCCCCGAUCCCGCAACAACAACAGCAACAAACCACCUACCAGCAACCCAUUCGGAGACAACAUCGUGGAAACCUCCUUCGUCUCCCGUUCUCCUCGCUCUCCCAGCCGGGGAUCUCGGCUCACACCCCUGACCGAAGUAGCGGACAACACGCCGGUGCAGGAAGAACAACAGCAUUCUUCGCCGGACCAGGUUUCGAUCAACUCAGGAGACAGCGAACCCUCCGUCAACCCACGGAGCAGAGCAUGGCUCACAAGAAUCAACACAAACUGUUCCGCAAGACAGACAUAUCCUGUGUCCCCAGGCUCAGAACGCGCUGCUGUCCAACGAGUCACUCCUCCGCCAUCCAGCAUCUCCCGAGACUCCAGCAAACUACGCAGAUCAGAGAGUGCAGGCAGCCGGCGUGAGGGACGACCCAUCACCUCCGGCUCCGGCGUCUCACAGGGCUCAAGCAGAAUCAGGGGUCUGGUUAGCAGGCAGCCUUCAGACCUCUCCGUCUCCGUCAUCUGUUCGUCAGACGGGAGCGGAAGCGGGUCGGCAGCUCUCGAGGAACUCCUGAUGAGCGACGAGACGAUUCACUAUACCCUGACGCCACGAAACAUGCGAGAGAUGGAGGAAGUGGGCUCGCCUCGAUGGGCGGCUACCCGGCCAGCAGACCUUACCGAUCUCGAUACGAGUUCGGUCAAGAGUGGUAAACAGAGCCGCAGAAUCCUGUCUUUACACUCGCCUUCGAAAUCGCCGCAGUCUCCGCUAGCUCGAAACCCCCCUAGCCCGCCGCCGUCAAAUGCUAAAACGACAGCUCCACAGGCGCGAGAUGCGAGAGUCGAAAACGCAUCCGUUAGAGACUUCGCCAACUUCAUUCGUUCCACAGGGCCAGAUAAGGGGUUACACCCGCCAGCUGCCCAAUUUAAUAGCUUUGCUCGCGCUGCUAAAAAUCAUCAUCCCGGCUCUCCUGUAAACACGGGAGCUUCGUCACCCAGCUCGCUCGCUCCUCCAAAGGCAUCAAGGGAUAGCACCAUCACCACCUCCUCCACCACUACCACUCCAACCGGUACCAUCACCGCACCGCGAUCGACAAACAAACCCCGUCUGGAGGCUCGCCCCGCAGUCUUCGUCAGAGAUAACAAGACGUCAGAGCUGAUCGACUUCAUCCGUCAGGGGCCCCCUGAUCCUCACGCUCGUCGUUUGCAGCAGAAGACCGUCGCCCCCUUCAGGGAUACCAUGACUUCAGACGAUUUCCGUGCUUUCACCCAGCGUGACCUCAUCAAUGGUGAAAGUUCAAUGCCAGGAACCCAGGAUGGCUCGAUGGUUGCCGCAUCUGUUGCCUCCAUCAACUCCCACACGGCGCUAAUCGACACUAGCAACCGACCCAGCAGCCGAACGUUCCAGUACCGGCACUCUCCAACCGCAAACCUUCGAGGCGAUGGCUCGAGUACUCCUGCUAAAACGCGCCGACGAGUCAGGGACCCAUACGCCAUUGAUUCGGAUAGCGAGGACGAAUACGACGACGUUCGCGACUCGGCUACCACUACUGCUGCUACUAAGCCCAAGGAAGAAAGUUUGGCUGAGUUCCUGAAAAACGCUCCUCCUCCACCACCCCCUCCAAAGCCACAGCCGUUCACCAUCAACAUCCAGAAGGCCAACGAACUCCAGCGCCAGAAGUCCAAGAGACCGGCCAUCUCACGAAGCGUAACUCUAGACUCCACCUCCGAGGCCGGGUCGCCUGCUCCUCCCAGACUCGUCGACUUACCUGCCAAAUACAACUCCAACGGCCACGGCCAUGCCCACGGCCACGCAGGCAGACCGCAGGCCUCGCUAACUUCGGCUCCAUCCUUCGUCGCUACCAUCCAUGCUGACCAGCCUGACAACCAAUGGCAUUCUGGCGGCAGACUGCCAAAGGGCGUCAUCAAGGGCGUCGAGGCCGACGGUCUAUACAGAUCUAACAAGUCUGAUACCGCCGCCCUAGCUGAUUUCUUGAAGAACACCGGCCCUCCGCCCUCGCCUAGCGUUAACUCCCUUCAGACAAUGAAGACCGGUAGCUCUGCUGGCUGGACAUUCAAGACUUUCCUACGAAAGAAGAAACAAGUGGCAUAG
Messenger RNA from Nannizzia gypsea CBS 118893, 3801 nucleotides. RefSeq lists its product as hypothetical. NCBI's taxonomy places the organism in Eukaryota, Fungi, Ascomycota, Eurotiomycetes, Onygenales, Arthrodermataceae. The transcript has 2 exons. Bases 1 to 3801 code for a protein of 1266 amino acids. The record is from RefSeq and is a predicted model, not a curated record.